Molecule: messenger RNA, 3107 nt
Organism: Suillus paluster
Lineage: Eukaryota; Fungi; Basidiomycota; Agaricomycetes; Boletales; Suillaceae
Product: CAS/CSE protein
Exons: 15
Coding region: 55-3003 (982 amino acids)
Biological process (GO): protein import into nucleus; protein export from nucleus
Cellular component (GO): nuclear envelope; cytosol
Molecular function (GO): small GTPase binding; nuclear export signal receptor activity
Source: RefSeq, a predicted model, not a curated record
AUCAUCUGCAGUGAACUCGAGAAGUAUAGCGACAUCGUCUGGAGUAAAGUAGAGAUGUCUAAUAUCGCUUCUCUCCUCCAAGCUUCCCUCCAGCCUGCUUCCAGGAAACAAGCAGAACAGCAAUUGCAUGCACUUGCGUCACAGCAGGGAUUCUUGACACACCUCAUUACACUAAUCCUCAACGUAUCCUUGGAUCGCCCAAUACGCCUAGCAGGCGGAAUAUAUCUCAAAAAUGUUGCUAAACUACGAUGGGAAGAGGAUGAUGCGCCUCUCCCAGAAGCAGACAAGGCAGCCCUCAGAUCUCAGCUAGUACCGGCCAUGAUUACACUGUCUAAUCCUGCAGAUAAAGCGAUUCGCGCUCAAAUUGCCGAGUCCGUCGCUCUGAUCGCUGAGCUUGACUUUCCUUCGAAAUGGAGUGAUCUCAUUGACCAACUCGUCUCAUCACUCUCCCCUACGGACUACAGCAUCAAUGUCGGUGUCCUGCAGACCGCUCACUCCAUCUUCAACCAAUGGCGAGCCCAAGUUCGUUCGGACGAGCUGUUCACGGAGAUCAACAUCGUGUUAUCGAGAUUCAUGCAACCCUUCCUUGAUCUUUUCAACCAGACUGCAACAAGACUGCUCUCUUCCCCCGUUUUACCUGAUAUUGCUAUCACUACACAAGCCCAGAUUAUCCUCGUUGAUAUAUUUUACGACUUUACAUGUCAAGAUCUACCCCCGGGUAUCGAAGAUGCCCACGACGCCUUUUUUGCUCCACAGACUGGAAUCUUUCAGCGUUUUAUGUCAUGGGACCCUGCAGAGCUUCAAGUCGAUACCGAUGAAACACAGCCAUCGCUGCCUGCUCAAUUGAAGACCAAGAUUUUUGAGAUUGGGGAGCUUUACAUCAAACUGUUUCCCGACCAACUAUCACGCUCGCCUGCUGUGGAGGGAUUCGUACAGAGCGUAUGGGAGCUCGUAGGGUCGAACAAGCUCCCUGGUGUCGCGGACGACUCUCUCGUCUCUCAAUCUUUGCGUUUUAUCUCCACCGCAAUUCGGUCGGGUUACUACAAAGCGCUUUUCUCUUCGCGUGAUACUAUUGCCUCUCUGAUACAAGGCGUAGUCAUCCCUAAUAUUGGACUACGCGACCAUGAGAUGGAGCAGUUUGAAGAUGAGCCACUCGAGUUCAUUCGGCUUGACCUGGCUUUCGGAGGUAGUGCAUCAGAAGUGGCGACUCGACGUCAAGCAGCCGCAGACGUGCUGCAAGCGUUAGUUAGCUCGGGAUACCAAGCUGAGGCCACGGAAAUCGUGGGGUCGUGGAUCACCUCCGGAUUACAGCAGUACAACUCGAAUCCCGCCCAGAACUGGAAGGCGAAGGACAGCGCUAUAUACUUACUCACUGCUGUUGCGACGGAGGCGUCGACGACACAGCAUGGUGUCACGUCGACGAAUGCAUUGGUGGACGUCGUGAAGUUCUUUUCCGAGCACGUGUAUCAGGAUCUGCAAGCACCAGCUGGCACUAUUCAUGAGAUCCUCUAUGUUGAUGCGAUUCGAUUCCUUUUGACUUUCAGGAACCAGCUGACGAGCGAUCAACUUCUGUCGGUGCUCCCUUUGUUAGUUCGGCACUUGAAUGCGGACCACUAUGUUACGUAUACAUAUGCUGCGAUUACAAUCGAUCGUAUACUGUUCAUCAAAAAGGGGACACAACUGUUGUUCUCACAAGCUGACAUCCACGACCUCGCUGCUGACUUGCUCAAUGCACUCCUGAGUAAGAUAGAAGCUGCUGGUGCUCCCGAAAAGGUCGCCGAAAAUGACCACCUGAUGAAAUGCGCAAUGCGCGUAAUUGUCACCGCACGCCAAACCCUCACUCCUAUCUAUCAGCAAGUCCUCCAGCGACUGGUCAACAUCCUUGGUGUCAUUGCGAAGAACCCGAGUAAUCCCAAUUUCGACCAGUAUAUCUUUGAAAGCAUAUCAGCGCUGUUGAGGUUUGUUGUGAGCGGGACACCUUCCACUUUGCCCACGUUCGAGCAGGCACUUUUUGGCCCUUUCACUUUUAUUCUUCAGCAGGACAUAGACCAAUAUAUCCCCUACGUUUUCCAAAUUCUCGCUCAGAUGUUAGACGCACACUCCACUGGCGUGCCAUCCGAAUAUCGCACCCUCCUCCCAUUCCUCCUCACGCCCACAUGCUGGCAACAAAAGGGCAGCAUCCCCGGUCUCGUGAAGCUCCUCAAGGCGUUCCUCGCCCGUGAUGCCACCGAGAUGGUCAACACAGGGCAGAUUACAGCCGUGCUGGCCGUCAUCCAGCAACGCCUGAUACCCUCCAAAAUAAACGAUGGCUGGGGCUUUGAACUUCUGCAGGGCGUCGUGCAUUUCGUACCCCCGUCGCAGCUCAAACAGUACUUCAAGCCGCUCAUCAUGACGCUGCUCACAAGGAUGCAAACGAGCAAAACGGAUAAAUAUGUGUAUCUCUUUUCGCACUUCCUCCUCUUCACGAUGGCCAUCAAUGUUGAGGGGCUUGGGCCGGACUAUGUCAUAUCCGCUAUUGAAGAGAUUCAGCCACAGCUUUGGUCACAGAUUCUUGUCAACUUCAUCGUCCCGCAAGUGCCCAAGAUGCCGCACAAAGAUAGGAAAGUCGCAGCUGUCGGUCUCAUCCGCAUGCUUGCACAGAGUACGAUCAUGCUUACGCCUCCGAGCGCACAGAGCUGGCCCCAGGCAUUCGUCUCUGUUGUCAAGCUCUUCAGUGAGCCACAGUAUCUUUCCAAGUCCAAAGACGAGGAACAGACUACUGGUAUAACGGAGAUUGACUUUGAGGAGCAGACUGCAGGGUAUCAAGCUGCGUAUUCGCGGCUCGCUGCAGCGGAGGGCGCGCCUGUGGACCCCGUGGCGUAUGUGCGCGAUCCGCGGGACUUUUUGGGACAGGCACUGGUGAAGGCGGGCCCGCGCGUGAAGCAAUUACUGGCUGCGGGUGAUGCGGAUGUAGUACAACCGUUCGUGCAGGCACUUGUGGCGUCGGGGUAUGCGAUUCAGUAGAUUCCCUUGGGGCAUCAUUCGUAUGACGGUGUGGAUGACACUGCACUCUUCGCGUGCUUGAUGUAUGUAGAUAACCGGCCAAUAUGAUAUCAAUUUGACUUGAA